AGUUAGAAGAAGAAAAGAAAAAUGUUCGAGUAUAUCCCGAUGUCUAAGAGGUAUCACUUUUUAUAAAGGGCAUCUAGAGUCUGUUCUAUCCCUCUGUUUGGCCUGCAUCCUUCGAAACAACGUAAGCCAAAAAGUGUCACUAAGCUAAGAAAAGCAGUGAGAUCAGACACAGACACAAACACAGACAACAUCGGAGAAUAGAAUACCACAAAAGAACAAAAGCAUAUUAUCGUAAGAUUAUUUUUGAAACAAUACCUUACUUGAUCUUCUCUGCCUGGUGUGGUGGUGGUGCAACCAUUUUCGAAAAUCAAGUCUCAGGUCUCACUUAGACGUUCCCCAGCCUUUCCCUGCCGUGAGGCCCUUGCACAAAGAAUAUCUCACAAGCCAACCACACCGUUCAAUUUCAGCUUAACCAAACCUACAUCAUCAGCGCCAGACAGGCGAGAAGGCAAAAAAACAAAAAAAAAAAACAUCUGUGUCUCCAAAAAACACAAACUUGCCGUCUCAUACCUGGGUUAGGAAUUACUAGGGUCUACCCGCUUCUAGAAGUUCAAUCCAUACCAACGCCUUGCCUUUCCACGCGAUCCUCCUUGCACAUCCUUCAAGCGCCCUGAGCAUUCAUUCCCACUUAUUACAAAACCUCGUGGCUCCCUUGCUUCGUUAUAAAUCUUUGAAAGAUGGCUGGCAAAACGGCGGCGCAAGAAGAAUUUGACAAUAUCAUUGCAAAAGCUUCUGCAAACGAACAUCACGAACAUCCAGACGACGAAAAGGAUUACAGCUUUGAUAGGAAUAGUGACGUGGACGAAGAAGAGGAACAUCACAAUCGCAAUAUAGAAGAUACAAUGAAGAUGCCUUUGUUUGACAGAUCGAAUUCGGGAGGACUCAGUGAACCAUUGAGGUUGCCGCAUAGAGAUUUUGAUAGUGGGAGGACGACGGGAGUUAAGGGGGUGAUCGCUGAUGCGAGAAGUUAUGAAGAAGCGAGGAAGACGGGGGGUUGGAGAAAUAAGUUGAGGGGAAAUACAAUCACAAAAGAGGAUAAGAAGGCAACGUUCACUAAGGAUGGUUCGGGGAGUGAGGCGGGGUUGAGUGAUGAUGAAGAGUUCUUGGAGAGGUGGAGACAACAACGACGAGUAGAAAUGCAGAGUGAAGGGAAAGAUAUUAGAAAUAGGAGGACGAGUCCUAGUGUGCGUCGUUAUGGAAGAUUUGAUGAGGUAGAUGCGCUUGGGUACCUUGAUGCCAUUGAAAAGGUCGGAAGAGAAACCGUCGUUGUCGUUUUCGUUUAUGAUCCUGAGUGCGACGUCUCUCAAGUAAUCAACUCAGCACUUCUCCCCCUCGUCGCCGCAAAUCCAACAGUACACUUCGUACGCGUUCAUUACGAAGAUAUAGAAUUCGAUAAUGCAGGUGUACCGGCUAUAUUGGCUUACAAGAAUCAAGGAGAUCUUUUUGCGAAUUUGACAUAUAUCAUUGAUCAGAUUCCGGACGAUACAAUUUUUGACACGAAAGCUUUGAAAGAUGUUUUGGUUAGACAUCAGGUUCUUUAAAUGAUGGAUGUCUGUCCAUUCUGAGGAAAGAUGAUUUGAGGAUACUUCAUUUCUUGUACCUAUUUAUGGUACCGAGAAGGGUUAUCUUUUGUUGUGUUAGCAUCACUAGCAUACAUGACAUCGAUUGUCACAUUGCAUCAUUGCAUCGCAAAAGACAUUCUUACAUUCUAUACAUUAUAUAUAGACGACGUCGCGGCAUUGAUUCAAGAGGGUCAAAUGAUCUCGUUCGGAGAGUAGAGAAGAGGUGAAUACCCACACUGUAUGAAUAGGACGAGAACUUGGGUUAGGGAAUCGGAUGAAUGGCGUUUGGAUGAGAGGAAGGAGUCACCUUAUUUCUUCCUUUGUGUGUUUGCUUUUUUCUUUUGGUCUAUUGGUUGGGCAUGGGGUUUAGAGGUUGGGUUGAUUGAUUUGGCGUGGCCAAAAUUCACGGAGCUUGAGCACGAGCUUGGCAGGGCAGGGCAGCUUCAACCCUUUUUUGAAAUCUUUAAACAUACCUAGAAUUGGUAUGAUUGAUACCUUAUGUUAUGUUAUAUUUAUUUGUAGCUGUAUUUACAUUUUUGGUGGAAUGUGUAUUUUUAUGAAUUCUAUUUACCUUUAUCUGGAGUUGUCUUUAACUUUGUCUCUGUCUUUCAUUCUGUGUCUGUCGCUUUCUGGAUCGCAGUCUCUGGCUCUGUUGGAUGUGAAUUUCAGCUUAUACUAUCUGCAUACAUGUUAUGUAUAUUACUCGGACUCUUCCUCUUUACCUUACUCACGAUAUGUUGAUUUAAAUUUUUUAUAUACAGUACCCCAAUGCAGUAGUCCAAUCUUUUCUCUGGCACCUAAAAUGCGAGAUGGUGGGGAAAAGCGAGAUGGAAGUUAUAUAUGUUUGAGCAAAUAAGCGGGAUCUCGAAGAGGAGAG
Molecule: messenger RNA, 2439 nt
Organism: Botrytis porri
Lineage: Eukaryota; Fungi; Ascomycota; Leotiomycetes; Helotiales; Sclerotiniaceae
Exons: 2
Coding region: 678-1541 (287 amino acids)
Biological process (GO): regulation of G protein-coupled receptor signaling pathway
Source: RefSeq, a predicted model, not a curated record